AUGGGCCAGAAGAAAGGAAAGAAAGACAAGUUUGAGCCAAAGGACUUGGUAUUAGCCAAAAUGCAUGGAUUCCCGGCGUGGCCAUCGUUUGUAAUGCCUUUGAACCUUGUGCCUGACCAGAUAUUACGAGCUAAGAAGAAGACAACCGAGUUCUGUGUAAUAUUUAUCCCUGAUGGAGACUUUUACUGGAUGAACGAGAAGAGCUUGGAGGCUCUAUCAGGCGGCUUACUAGAUAAGAAAUUGGAGAAAAUCCCGGCUUCAAAACAGGCAAAGAAGAAAACGACAGGAAGAACGUUGCAUGUAAACGAUGCUCUUUUGGCGGCGAGAGGUUUAGACUUUGAUGAUUUUAUGAAACGCUUGGAUAUGAACAGAGAAGACGGUGACGAAGACGAAGACGAAGAAAUCUUGGAUGCUAAAGUGAAGGAUGAGGAUGAGAAUGAUGAUGAAGCAGAUGGUCUCGAAGCCGACAUUGAUGAGCCUGAGGAAGAAGAAGAGGAGGAAGAGGAAGAGGAAGAGGAAGAUGAGGAUGAAGAGGAUGACAGCAUAUCUGGACGUCGGGCUCGAAGUCUAAAGCGUAGAGCCACCUCUACCCCUCAACCUUUACCAAAAAGAAGAACCAAAUCGGAACAGCCAAAAACCCCUCCAUCCAAUGGAGACUCCAGCAACCACAAGAGAACAUUGACAUCGGCAUCAUCCGAAUCUUCUCCAAAAGUUGCCACAAAUGAAGAAAAACAACAUCAACUUUGGCUCUGCAGAAUUAAACUUCAACGUACCCUUAUACAAAGAAAUCAACCAGCGACCCCAUCAGACCCAAAGAAAUUCCCGCCACCAACAGUAGACGAACUUCUGGUUGCAAGGCUAAUUCUUAACAAAUUGGCAGAUUUUCCUAUGACUGUUGAUUUCUUAAAAUCCACGAAGAUCCACAAAGUACUAAAGUGCAUAAUCCGAGAUAGAGAUUUAGAAUACUCAGAUAGCUUUAGACUACAUGAGAAGUGUGAAGAGUUACUAUCUAAAUGGUCAAUCAUUAUUGAAAAACUUAGGAAUGAAAAGUACAAUAAUGAUAAGAAAUUGGGCAAAAUGGAAAAGUCCAUCUCUAAUAAUGAUGAUUCUGAAGUAUCUGGGAUUGAUACAUCUUUACCACUCAAGAAUUUGAAUAGUAAAGAAGUAAUAGAUGGGAUCUCUGCAAAGACUUGA
Molecule: messenger RNA, 1194 nt
Organism: Dujonia railenensis
Lineage: Eukaryota; Fungi; Ascomycota; Pichiomycetes; Serinales; Debaryomycetaceae
Source: the annotation of a GenBank genome assembly